Molecule: messenger RNA, 1408 nt
Organism: Musa acuminata AAA Group (dessert banana)
Lineage: Eukaryota; Viridiplantae; Streptophyta; Magnoliopsida; Zingiberales; Musaceae
Exons: 4
Coding region: 18-1226 (402 amino acids)
Cellular component (GO): cytoplasm
Molecular function (GO): flavin adenine dinucleotide binding; electron-transferring-flavoprotein dehydrogenase activity
Source: RefSeq, a predicted model, not a curated record
CCGUGGAAGAAAGAGAGAUGGAAGGAGACCGCUCGCCCCAGUGCGGCCUCACCACCCCCCGCUCCACCUCCGUCUCUAGCGAUCCCGGCGUCUGCCUACGAGACCCCUCCAGCAUCUCUAGCAGCAGCGGCCGCAGCGGCAACCAACUCUGGCAACGCGUCGUCGUCGUCGGAGGCGGUAUAGGCGGCUCUCUCAUCGCCAAGUCCCUCCAGUUCAACGCCGACGUCAUCCUCAUCGACCAGAAGGAGUACUUCGAGAUCCCGUGGGCAACGAUGAGAUCCAUGGUGGAUCCCGCGGUUGCGGACAAGGCGAUCAUCAACCACACCGAUUACCUAAUCAACGGCAAAGUCAUCACGGCAUCCGCGGUCGACAUCACGGACACGGAUGUGAUCACCUCCGAUGGUCGUCAAGUGGCGUACGACUACCUCGUUGUCGCUACUGGCCAUGUAGCUUCUUCUCCCAAGUGCAGGAAAGACCGACUCGAAAAGUUCAAGGAAGCGAACAUAAAGAUGAGGACUUCGAGCUCUGUUCUUGUGAUCGGAGGAGGGCCAACCGGCGUCGAACUUGCUUCAGAUAUCGCAUCAGUGUAUCCAGAUAAGAAGGUGACUUUGGUCCACAACGGACCACGGUUGCUUGGAUUCAUAGGGCACAAAGCAGGCAACAAAGCCUUGGACUGGUUGAGAUCCAAGAAUGUUGACGUGCUGUUGGAGCAGUCGGUGGAUUUGGAUUCCGUAUCUGAGGUGGAUGGAAUAUACAUCACUUCAGCUGGAGAAGCCAUUGCAGCUGACUGCCACUAUGUGUGUGUGAAAAGACCUUUGGGGACUUCAUGGAUGAGAGAGUCGAUCGUAAAGGAUUCCAUGGACAAGUAUGGACAGCUUAUGGUUGAUGAACACUUGAGAGUCAAAGGCCGAAACAAUAUCUUUGCCAUCGGAGACAUCAUUGAUGUACCUGAACGCAAGCAAGGAGUGCUUGCGCAGAGGCACGCCAUGGUGGUGGCGAAGAACCUGAAGCUGCUGCUGAAAGGGGGCAACAAGGAGAUCAAGCUGAGCAAGUACAGGCCCACAGUCUCGAUAACCAUGGUCUCCUUGGGGAAGAAGGACGCGGUGGCGCAGCUGCCUUUCACGACAAUGACCGGGUUCCUCCCAGGGCUGAUCAAAUCAAGGGAGUUGUUCCUGCGCAAGACCAGGAAGCUGCUGGGUCUUGAUCAUCACUCUGUGUUCUUGUGACUGCACAUCAUCAUCAUUGGUUAUUGUUCUUCGAGCUGUAACAGUAGACCAGCAUGUUCUUGAUGUAAUCAUCUCUUUGCUUUCUGGUCUGCUGUUGUAUACGGAUGUGAAGUCUUUUGGUCCUUAAACGUGCAUCCAACAUUGACUGUAACAGUAGUUUCAUGGUGCAACUUUGAUUAUCA